Phaeodactylum tricornutum CCAP 1055/1 is the source of this 1841-nucleotide messenger RNA. RefSeq lists its product with no specific name. The transcript has a single exon. Gene Ontology annotation, biological process: amino acid transmembrane transport. The record is from RefSeq and is a predicted model, not a curated record. The coding region runs from base 31 to 1725 and encodes 564 amino acids. Gene Ontology annotation, molecular function: amino acid transmembrane transporter activity. Lineage: Eukaryota; Bacillariophyta; Bacillariophyceae; Surirellales; Neidiaceae.
AGCUUGUACUCUGUGGGGUGCGGCGCUAUAAUGUCCAUGGCAGUGACGGCAGAGCCCAUGGAAAGUCGGUCCGAGUCUUCGGCGGAUCAUGCUGCAGGCGAGGGUUUCUUGGGUGUGUUUGAUCGCGAAGAACCAGACCCUGCGGUGGAGACACUUGCGAAUCCGGAUGACGAUACAAUUUCGGAAGAACUCGCAGGCUCCUUGGUUCGCGUAGGGACAACGGCGUCGGCUCGAUUUAACAUAUUAUCCACCAUGGUGGGUGGAGGGUCAUUGUCCCUCCCUAUGGCGUUUCAAAAGGCUGGGAAUGGACUCCUCGGUCCCGUUAUCCUGAUCGUGGUAGCUACCGUGACAGAGUUCUGUUUCCGCAUCUUGGUAGAUUCAGCACGACGGCUAAGUCCCGUUUCUGCAAGCUCCGUAACUCCCGGUAAAGACUCGUUCGAGUUGAUUGCCAGUGCGGCGUUUGGUCGGCGGGCAUAUGUCGGAUCCAUGAUACUGGUAACCUUUAUGUGUUUUUUUGGUACCAUUGGAUACGCAGUCCUACUGCGAGACAUGUUAGAACCUGUCACGUUUAUGAUCUUUCCAUCCCAUGCGUCAUUUUCUAAUACCACCCGGGUAUACGAAUCCCAGUGGGAGAGUGUCGGGCGUGGGAGCCAGGUCGGUGGUAGUGACGGGCCGUCUUGGCGGAACAAUGCGACCAUGUUGAUUGUUGUUUUGCUGGUAACCCCGCUGUGUACGUUGCGGACACUGACUGCCCUAAAGCGGUUUGGUGCCGCAUCCAUGGUCAGCGUUUUGAUCUUGGGACUCUGCGUGGUGUAUCGAUCGAUUGAAUGCAAUCUCGGAUACGUGGACGGCAACCACGAUUACAAAUUUUGGCAUUCUUUUCAACUGUGGCCUGAUUCCUGGAAAAAUGUGUUGGACGCCUUUCCACUCUUUGUCUCGUGUUUUGUAUGUCACUACAAUAUUCUUACCGUACACAACGAGUUACGUGUUCCGAGCCACCAACGAGUUUCGUGGUGGUUGCGGUCCACCACUUGGAUGGCCGCAGCGUUUUAUCUCCUCAUCGGUCUUGCUGGAUCAGCCUACGCACACUGCACAAUCGACGGUAAAAUCCACGGGAACGUCCUUUUAGACUUUCCCAAGGACGAUCCACUCUUGUUGGUGGGACGCAUGUGCUUGGCCUUGACAAUAACCUUGGCCUUUCCAAUGUUGACCAUUCCAGCCCGGGAUAUUGUGAUUCGAUCAUUGCCUUCGCUGCUCAAACAUGAUCAACAAUCGAAUGGUGCAGACAAUGGUGAAUCAAACUUAGUGGAACAGUCGUUACGACAGUCACUCCUCGAAAACGUUCAUUCGGACGACGAAGCGGUUGGCUUAGUACCGCAUUCGUCGCUGUCCUCGGAACAACCGUCCGGCAAAGGAGCAUCUUUCUGGCUACGGCUAGUCGUUGCUAUGGCUUUGUUCUGGACCGCGGCCGGAGUCGCAAGUUGUGUCAGUAGCAUCGAUAUUGUGUGGAAUUUACUGGGCAGUAGUCUUUCCAUGCUUUUGUCUUAUAUUAUCCCCUGUUCAUCCUACCUCACGAUUAUUCACACCGAGGAGAAUGGAGGGACCAGUGAGCGUCCCAGUCGGUUUGUCCUGGCGACAGCAUGGGUGCUGUUGUUGGUGGCCUCCCCGCUAAUGAUCUUGUCGACCGCCAACGCGGUCUACAGUACUUUCUUUUCGAACGUAUAGGGGCUGCAACUGCGGCAUAGACAGCGAUGAUGAUGAUAUUCAAACUUCGCGUUGAGGAACGUAGAGACGAAAAAAAUGUGACAUAAGGGCAUGCGUAUAGUUUCACAACAAAUUAG